AAAGAGGUGGCGUUUUUUUUAGUUCAAACCCCUCAAUUAUUUAGAGUCUGUGUGCCAAGUUUGGUCCAGAUCCAUCAAGCCACAAAGGACCCUUUGUGGUGCAAACGCACAGAGAGAGAUGUGUGUCUUUUCUGCUACAUUGACUUGGAAUGCAGAGGAGUGACGGAAAUCCCCUCCCAGCUGUAAAGUUCAGGCUGUAUAAAGGCAAACUACUCACAAUAAUAAUUGCAGUUGGGCAGACUUUCUAGAAGAAAUGUCUAAAUUCUUUCUUUUGAGAUGGUGUUUUUCUGGACUUUCGUUUCUGCAUUUGGGGAAGACAGAUGGGACACCUAAAGCUGCCACCCUAUCCUUAUGAGUAAGGUGCGGGAAACAGUUCUCAAUGAACAGAUGAUGAGCUGAAUCUCUUAGUCAUAGUAGUGGACGCUAAUCCGAUCUGGUGGGGAAAGCAGGCGUUGAGAGGAUCAAAGCUUACAUUGUCAAAAUGCCUUGAUGCGAGCAUGGUGCUGGGAAACUCACACUUAUUUAUGAACCGCAACAACAAGCUUGCUGUUAUAGCCAGUCAUAUACAUGAAAGCCGUUUCCUGUAUCCUGGAAAGCGUUGGGCAGUUAUCGAUAUCUUUGAUGAGGCUGGAGAAACUAAUAUGUAUGGUAGCAAGGAUGGAAAGUAUGAGUUAUUAACAACUAUAAAUGAAGCAAUUGCGGAGGAGAUAAAGAAUCUGAUGAUCAACGCAGGACUGGAAUGGCAACAGGCAGAAACAUUGCUAGCUGGAUCCCUUGCGAAAGCAUUAUGCUAUAUUCACAGAGUGAGCAAAACGGAAUCAGCUGGCCAGGAAAUUAAAUCCAGGAUAUUGGUUAUAAAAGCUGCUGAAGACAGUGCACUGCAGUAUAUGAACUUUAUGAAUGUCAUCUUUGCGGCCCAGAAGCAGAAUAUUUUGAUUGAUGCCUGUGUUUUGGAGUCUGAUUCAGGGCUCUUGCAGCAGGCUUGUGAUAUCACUGGGGGUAUUUACUUGAAAGUCCCACAUAAGCCAUCACUUCUGCAAUAUUUGUUGUGGGUAUUUCUCCCUGAUCACGACCAACGAUCCCAACUCAUCCUCCCACCCCGUGUUCAUGUGGACUACAGGGCAGCUUGCUUCUGCCACAGGAAUCUCAUUGAAGUUGGUUACGUCUGCUCAGUGUGUUUGUCAAUAUUCUGCAACUUCAGUCCGAUUUGCACCACUUGCGAGACCGCCUUCAAGAUUUCACUGCCAGCUGUCAUGAAAGCUAAGAAAAAGAAGCUGAAAUUAGCCAUAUAAGAGCAUCGUUCAUGCCUGUUUCUUUCGAUGUGCAAUUUCCCAGCUGAGAUCAUAGCUGGGGUGUUUAUAGGAUGUCCGAAAAGAAGAGACCUGUAUUCCAACAGACAGAAAGAGUGCUAAACAUUUCAGAACAACGGCAUAAAGGCAGGUGCCACCAGUCUGCUCAAGCAACAGGGGAUAGCACAUGUUUAGAGCUUGUGUUAUAUAGUCAUGAUUAAACUGCAACUGCCUUAAACCCACAACUGCAGCUAUUGAAGGCAUGAAGACAAGAUUCUCCAGCCCCAAGAAUGUGGUGUAAAGCUUCUCUAAGAGAACUUCCUUGGACCAACUUCUCUAUUUGGAACAGGUCAAAUAAUCUAAGCCAUGAUGUCUUCCUUCCAAAAAGAAAGCCCCAUUUAUUUAAGUAGAAAUCUAGUAUUUUGUAAAGGGCUCCUGGGGGCUGGUCCUACAGAAGCCCCUCUUGUGUUAAUUAAUAGAGAAAACAGCCCAAUUUCAAGACUGCAGAAACAUUGGGCUCUAGAUUGCUUUGAGCUAAGCUUUUCAAUUAUGGUUAGCAAUGACUCUAAGUUCUUCCUGUUUCCCCUUCUCAAAAGUGAUAGCUGCAUCUGGAUUGGCUGGCUCUUAGGCUCCUUUCAAUGGUUGGCUUCCUCAGCCAAAACCUGUGCCAACGCAAUCGUGCAAGCGAAACCAAUUCCAGUGGAAGGGCUUAAGAUACUUCUCAAUACUCUGCUUCUAAUAUCUCCUUGAUAAUUUUAAGAGGGAGAAUCAGCUAUGCACUUCCUUUCCAGGCACAAUGAACGAUCUGUUGUCGAACGUAAUGCAAAUUUAAUCAGUUCUGAGAAUUGAGAGGAGUUCAGUCUUCCAUGCUGGCUUAACACUGGCAAGUUUAACUACUCCUGAUUUAACCUUUCUUUCUGCUUGUAUACAAACGGGUAACAUUUCCAAUGUUCAGUCUUCCUCAGCUGGUACAAGCAUUAGGUUCUGAGAAUUGCAGUCCAAAUGUGACAUUUCCAAGGUCUUCUGUGUUUUGCCAAGCACAAGAGAAGGCCAGACAUGAAGAGUCUGGUGUCCCUCUUUGCUGAAUAUCCAUCGGAGCAUUUGCCAUGUAAUUUUACUUCCUUGAAUCCUGACUCUUCACAUUAUCAGAAUGCGAUUUCUGUCUAUCCUUUAAAAAUGGCAUCCAUGCCUUUUCUUUUUUUUUAUCUUCCUGAUCCCAAAUCUGAAGAUUUGUGUCCUAUUUGAUGAUCCAGGAGAAGCCAGGGCUCUGUAAACUGUAUAAUUUAUUGACUGACCUGUAUGCUGCAUUGAACCUUUUACAGUUUGCCAGAGAUAUGCUGUUGUUUUAACAAUUGUUUUGUAACUUUUCCUGAAUAAAGUCUUCCUAAGAAAACAA
Molecule: messenger RNA, 2685 nt
Organism: Anolis sagrei ordinatus
Lineage: Eukaryota; Metazoa; Chordata; Lepidosauria; Squamata; Anolidae
Gene: GTF2H3
Product: general transcription factor IIH subunit 3
Biological process (GO): regulation of DNA-templated transcription; nucleotide-excision repair
Cellular component (GO): transcription factor TFIIH core complex; transcription factor TFIIH holo complex
Source: RefSeq, a predicted model, not a curated record